Seriola aureovittata is the source of this 2839-nucleotide messenger RNA. Its product is annotated as skin secretory protein xP2-like. The transcript is spliced from 4 exons. The record is from RefSeq and is a predicted model, not a curated record. Lineage: Eukaryota; Metazoa; Chordata; Actinopteri; Carangiformes; Carangidae. Bases 266 to 1546 code for a protein of 426 amino acids.
UUCAGCUGUAGUGGCUGCACUGCUUAGCUGUGUGCUCACAACAGAUCGUUGUCUGGGGCAAGAGGGCAGCAGGCCAUGCAUGAACACACAAACAGGGAGAUAAUGGUGUCCAGCUUCUCUUAGGAACUAAAGAGAGUUCAGCUGUCCAUGUUUUCACUGCUAGGCGCUCUCUGUCUUUGCUAAAACAGAGCACUGGGACUUGUGUCUGCUCCUCAAUAGGUUCCAAGUUUUUUUUUUGGUGCAUCGCAGCUCGCUUUUGUCAAACAUGGGGUGCUCCUCAUCCAGUGCACAGACUGUGGAUCAAGAGAAAAGACCAGGUACAAAGCCAGAGGAGAGCAAUGGAGACACAGUAGCAGUCAGAAAUGGUAUCAUCGCAGAAGAUGCACAAACCAUCGAGGACCAGAUGCAGCUGCCUGUGCAGACUGCCUUACCAGAUGAUCUUCAACCAGGAGCUGAUGAUGAGACAGAGGCCGUGUUAGUGGCCCUGGAGGCCCAGGAGGAUCUGGGCUCUGGAGAAGACCUUCUGGCGGCUCCUGAGCCGCAGCCAGAGCCUGCUGCCCCUGAAGAGGCGGCUCCAGAGGCUCCAGAGGCUCCCGCUGCUGCUCCGGCCGAAGUCUCUGCUGAACCCGAGGCUGCUGUGGAGGUGGUGGAGGCUCCGCCCCCUGUGGAGGAAGUCGCCCCUGUAGAAACUGUAGUAGCCGAGGCCACGUCUGAAGUCGAAGCCGUCGCUGAGGCUACAGAAGAGGCCCCUGUUGUUGAAGUUGUUGCAGCGGUGCAGGCAGAGGCCCCUGCUGUUGUUGAGGAGGUCACUGCUGUGCCAGCUGAGGCCUCACCUGAAGUUGCCCCCACUGCUGUUGAACCUGUUAUAUCUGAGCCAGCAGAGGCCCCAGUGGUUGUGGAAGAGGCAGUAAGUGUGGCCGCUGAGGCCCCUGCAGAAGUGGCUGCUCCUGUGGAGGCAGAGGCUCCAGAGACUGCUUCAGCAACACCAGCUGAAUCCUCAGAAGCAGAACCAGCGCCAAGUGAGGCUGUGGCACCAGCUGAAGCUGUAGUACCAGAUGAGGUUUCAGCACCAAGUGAAUCCUCAGCACCCGUAGAGGCUGCAGAGCCUUUAAUAGAUACUCAGAUUGCUGCAGCAACUAUUCCAGAGAUGCCCGCAUUAUCUUCAGGCACGGUUGAGGCAAACACUGAGACUCAGCCUGCUGCUGAAGAGGCCACAGAACCUCCUGCAGCCCCCACUGACGCCGGCCCACCAGCAGAGACACAAGCUGAAUCUGCUGCUGCCGAGCCGGUCCAGAUGGCAGAGGCUACAGCAUCCACUCCGGCCGUUUCAGAGACCCCUGCAGAAGUAGCCCCAGAAGCAACACCAGCAACUGUGACCUCAGAGCCUGUGGUGGACAAUACAGCCCCAGCUGAGGCUCCUGUGGUUGAGCCCACCUCAGCACCAGCCCCUGCUGCUGACCCAGCCCCUGACCCCUCACCCAAAGUGGUGUCUGCAACAGAAGCCUCUCAGGAUACAGAGAGCAGCAAAACCAAAAAGGAGGACUGAGGUGGUGGAAGAAAUCUAGCAACAUAAUGAAAACUCCUAAAACUACAAAUGCAACGUGUACUGGAAGAAAAACAUGACAAAGUGACCAAACAAACACUAUAUUUACAGAAUUGUCUCAUCAGCUCUCACCAAACCAAAUUACACCAGAUACAUUAAUAUGCAAGGUGCCUUAAUAUCUUGUCUUGUAAGAGAGAUCAGGAUUUUUCCUAUAUUUGUAAAUAUAAACCUUUUACGAUGAGUUUUCCUACUGAGACCGUGAAGUGCCUGGAGCCACAUGUGGGCUUCUGUAUGCAACGUGCUAUGAAAACACUUAGGACGGGUUACAUGAGACAAGAAGGUGCAAUACUCUGUGAAAUCUGUGAACUCUCGCUUUAGAGAUUGUUAACUCAUCAGUGACUAGAGUGGCAGUGUGUUGAAGUGUAGAGAACGAUGCUUACAGGAAAUCCUUGACUAUUAAAAGUAGCUGCUUCUGAGGAAUACAAGCCAAACACAACUGUGAAUACAACUAUGCAAAGAGAUGGAAGUGACACCAAACUGUAUAAGAACACCUAUAUGAAACUCACUUUAAAAACAAUUCACAGAUUUAAUUUUUAAUACAAUUUUAUGAAAUGCAUAUUCUGCCGUAAAUCCAGACUUUGAUUGGUUAUUACACAUUAUUUAAUUGCUGCCUUGGGUUCAUUGGUUCACUUAAUCAAAAGGAAUGACAGUACUAAGUGUUGAGUGAACAGUGUAAUACUGAUAAACACUACUGUAAGUCAAAUCCAUGCAUUCUUAAAAAAACAAACUUUUUUUGAUAUUACUUUAUUGGUUUACAUUGAAAAAUCAUGAGUAAGAUGUGGGUUGUGUAAGUGACAUCAUUGCCAGGUAGUACUGAUAGUACUGAUUUGUCAUCUAGCUGUUUCAUGAAGCCAUGUUUUUGCAGUUGUACUAUACCUGGUAGAUGUUCAUUAGUUCUCUUCCUGGAAAUUAGGGAAUUUCCAACUACAACUAAAUGCAACAUGAGGCCGGGCAAUAUUGGUUUUGCCUUGAGUGAAUUACAUACAUGUGCAGUGCAGUAAGAGAUCACCUAGUGGAUGUGAUAUUUAAAUUGUUAUUGAUUCUACAUGCUGAGUUAAGAGGAGUCAAGGUCUUAGAAAAUGAUUUAAUUGCAUAAGAUGUGAAUGGGAACAAAAAUUUGUUUUGAUGUCUGAUGUCCUUUUUUUCCAUCUGUUUCUUUCUCUGUAAUAUAUUCAUCCUCUGUUCUAUGAUUCUGCUAACCUUUUAGUGUACAGAAUAAAGUUUUACUCACUAAUA